GGUAGUGAGCUCGACAAAACCGCAACCGUGCACUCGUGGAACAGAUAGCACCGGCUCUCUGGUGGUGCUUUGGAGAAGUUGACAACAAACUCAUUCGGAUUAUACUUUUCACGUUUAAUCUUUCGCCAUUGGUGUUGCGGCCGAAUUUUUUUCUGGCCAGCUAGCACAGCGGUUCGGAAGAUGUUAGGGAAGUGCCGGAUCUUAGUUGCUUUAUGUUUUUUGUUUGUGAUGAAACUGGACGUGAAUGGAACAUCAACUUUGCGGAGGAGAUUGCCGGCACCUCUGCCGCCCGUCGAUGAGGACAUGCCGCAAGAAGGCUGGAUGGCAGCCGGACAUUCCAGUCCUGUUCUAUUUCUGCCGGACGCUCGUGAUGCAGUGGAUGUGGAAGCAGCAGAUGAUUUCGAGGAGGAAGAAUUUCCAACCACGUUAACUUCUGAUGCUAGAAAUGUUAAAGUACAGCCUACAUUCGAUGAAAACAGUACGAGUGAAGUUUCUGUUCCUUUGCGCACCGAUCUUCGGCUGGAACGCUCAUUGGUCAACGUAACGCGAGAGAGCGGGGAGAGCGUGAAAAUGCGGUGCGAUGUCCGAGGACAAGGACCCGUCCAUUUUCGAUGGUAUAAGAAUGAGGCCCCUGUCGAAGAGGAAAAGGGCCGAGUAGAGAUCAAGAAAUACAAUCCUGGUCCUGGACGGGUCGGAUCAAGACUUCGGAUAUCAAAUUUAGAUAUCCAUGACACAGGCUAUUACAAAUGUGAGGCCCAUAGUGGAGGGCAGGAACCUGCAAAUGAUGAUUCGGGAGAACCCCGUCAUCUCCCGCGUGUAGAAUCAACGGGCAUUCUCAUAGUUAGAGCCGGUCGCAUACAGCCUCCAGCGACGAUUCCAAAUUUCCCACCCGUUUUUCCGCAUUUUCCCGCCCUUGGUGGAACUUUGCCAGAGGUAGAGCAACAGAAUGCUGCUGGUUUCUGCCAUCUGUAUCGUGGUGUCACAUGCGUUCAGUUUAUUGGCAACAGGACUGUGUAUGUUAAAUCAUCACUCAGUCUCAGUCAUAUGGAAGAAAAAUUGACUGCAGCCUUCACUGUUAUUGCCACUUCCCAUGAUGUUUCGGAAGAAUGUCACAAGUAUGCAAUUCCAUCUUUAUGCUUUUUUGCAUUUCCAUUAUGUGAUACUGACAGUCCAUAUCCAAUGCCAAGGCAAGUGUGUAGAGAUGAGUGUGAGGUGCUGGAAAGUAAUAUUUGCAGAAUGGAAUAUUCUAUUGCAAAACGACACCCACUGCUCGGACAGCAGAAAAUUCUGCCUGUUUGUGAGGAAUUGCCUCCUGUUGGAUCCAAAGAAAGUGAAACUUGCAUGCGUUUGGGAAUUCCUAAUACUGUUUUGGUGGAUAGAGAGGAUACUUGCUUUGAAGGAAAUGGUGAGAAAUAUAGAGGUACAAUAUCCACUACAGUCUCUGGAUUAAGGUGUCAGCCUUGGAGCGAUCAAAUCUUUUACAAGACUGCAGAUUAUCCAGAAUUAGUAGGCGGUCAUAGUUAUUGUAGGAAUCCGGGUGGCAAAGAAACACAACCUUGGUGCUUUACUACUGAUCCAAAUGUCAGGAAAGAAAUCUGCAAUGUACCACAGUGUGUUGACUAUUUGUGGUUAUAUAUUUUGGUUCCUACAAUUGCCUUGGUUGCAAUUUUGGGGUUGUUGCUGGGAUUAUGGUGUGUCCGUAGACGUACCAAACCUUCUCCUAAACCUGUAGCGAAAAAUUCCAAAAUGCCUGUGCGUCCAAUUAGUCAACAAGGUCCACAUCAGCAAAUGGAAAUGAAAACUUUAAUUCCACGUCCAAAUCUACGUGUGCCCGAAGUUCCUAGGAAUUCUAUAAGAUUUCUGCAGGAACUCGGUGAAGGAGCUUUUGGUAAAGUCUAUUGUGGAGAAUUAUUGAGUCUACAUGGAAAUGGUAGUGUCACUGCUGUGGCAAUCAAAACUUUAAAAGAAAAUGCUACAUUAAAAACACAGCAUGAUUUUCAGAGGGAAGCAGAACUAAUGUCUGAUCUGCAUCAUCCUAAUAUAGUUUGUCUCUUAGGUGUAUGUUUGAGAGAAGAACCUAUGUGCAUGCUCUUUGAAUAUAUGUCACAAGGAGAUUUGCAUGAAUAUUUAAUUUUACACUCUCCAAGAUCAGAUGUUUCUGCCAGCAGUGAAGAUGGCACUCUUCAAAUUUUGGAGCUUCCCGAUUUCUUAUAUAUCGCAAAACAAAUAGCUGCAGGAAUGGAAUAUCUCUCUGGUCAUCACUAUGUACACAGAGACUUAGCUGCUAGAAACUGCUUAGUUGGAGAUAAUUUGACAGUCAAAAUUUCAGAUUUUGGAUUGUCUCGUGAUAUCUAUUCUUCUGAUUACUAUAGAGUUCAGUCAAAAUCACUUUUGCCAGUGAGAUGGAUGCCACCUGAAUCCAUACUGUAUGGCAAAUUUACUACCGAGAGUGAUGUUUGGUCAUUUGGUGUGGUUUUAUGGGAAACAUUUAGUUAUGGCUUGCAACCUUAUUAUGGGUAUAAUAACCAAGAAGUCAUAGAUAUGAUUCGUUCCCGUCAAUUAUUGUUACGCCCGGAAGAUUGCCCCGCUCAUAUAUAUGCCAUGAUGAUUGAAUGUUGGCAUGAAAUACCAUCUCAGCGGCCAACAUUUAAGGAACUUCAUACUCUCCUCAGCAGUUGGCAUUCAAAAACAAUGAGUGUUACCCAUUCUGGUAGUACUACCCAGAAUGUCAGUCAGCAUAGUAGCACAGGUCCUAGCAAUAAUACUGGAUCUACGAACAUGACCAAUGCUAGCACUGCCACAGCACCUCUUGUAACUACAGGAAUACAUGUUCCUGUUUUCCCUCAAGCUAUUUUUUCUAAUGCUGGAUCAAAUUUGUUGCAACAGAAACUUGGAAAUAACCAUCAUAUGGUGCUUGGUCCUCAUAUUUUAUCUAAUCCAUUUCCCAAUGACCAACUGAAUGUCAUGUCUUUGCCAAGGCCUACAACCCCUAAUGUUAGGCAACUGCCACCUCAAGUGAUACCACCGUAUCACAUGUCUGAUGGAAAAGUUUCUAAAGUAUGAUUUCUAGAAAAAUUUUCAAAGGAGAAAACUUUUGAGAUAAUGCAUCUGCAUAUUCCCAGUAGAUUGGUUCCACCCGAGAACGGAGCAGAAAACAUUGAAGUCAAAGAUUUUGCAAGUUUCCAGGAACUUUUCUGUGUAGUGUUUCCGAAUAUAACCAGUCUGUUGAUUGAAAGCAACAGAAUAAUGGAAACUACCUCGCGUACUAGUCCAGUAAUGAUCUGCUUCAAUUGUACACAGUAUGUGAAUUGAGAGGAUAAUUUUUUUUUACCUCCCACUGAGAGCUUUAUUUUAACAAAGUUUUAACACAGAGCUUGUACUGUUUUAGUCCACAGUUCUCAAAACAUAGUUAAUAUGUAAAAAAAAAAAAAACUUUUAAGAGGGGAAAAAAACUUUUUUGAGCAGCAAGCCAUUUCAGGCUUGUGAAAAUAAUUUAUUUAGAUGUCUUUUUUUAAAAUGAUGUAUUAAUAUGUAAAGACUUUUCACAGAAUUGCAGCUUUCCAAAAUUGGAUAUGAAAAUGGAUUUUGCCUUGUUUAAGCAGUACCAGUGUAAGUUCCAAAUAGUUGGUGUUCACAUUUUUUAAAGAUAUAAAAUAUGCCAGAAACCAUAUAGUUUAGAAUAAAAUAGUGCCCAUUUCAUAGUGAUUGAAGAAGUUAAAUGAAUGUAUUUGUAAAUGUGUAAAUAUGUGAUACUAAUACAGAAUAUUGGUAAAAUUAGUCUCAAGUUUUAUGAAGAGUAAAUAUCGAUUUCAUACCAUGUCAUGAAAAGACUCAUCAACAUCUUUAGUCCAUGUAAUGAAUUAGAAAAUACUUUAAUUGUUAAGACAUUAUCCAUAUAUUUUUAUAUAAGAAGGUUUUGUAAAAAAAAGGGGGGGGAACUAGUAUUUUUUUGUAGCUUUUAGGAUGAGUCAGAAAAUAUUAGUUUUUAGAAUGGGAAAAUAUAUUGAAUAAGGCAAGUCCAUUUUCAUUUUCAAAAUGUAUGUGGAGUGACUAAAACUUACCCUGUAAAAAAGUCUAACUUUUUAAUGCAAUGUACAGAAAUGUUUUAUAUGUAUAAAUUUUUACUUUUAUAGUAUUUAUUUAUUCCUUUCCAUUUUGCACACUUUUCUUAAAAUGCUGAUGGUGUUAUAUAUAAGUUUUCUUCAAAAAUUAUAACUUAACCUUAAAAAUAUGCAUUUUCACCAGUUAUGAAUUAUUUUUUGUAGCUGCAUAUCUGAUUUCAUAAUUUUUACUGCUCAAAACUUAUUUGAUGAAUUUGAUAUCGCAUACCAAAUUCAUGCUGUGUUUGGUUGUGUGUGCUUUGUUUCUUUUGGUGAUAUGGAAACAUCAAAAUUGUGAAAUGUUAAUGUCAAAUGUUAAGAUGAAUGAAAUCAUUACGACUUUAUAUUUAAUCGUUAGUGAAAUUUUUAAGAUAAAGCAAUAACACUCGGACAUCCCUGCAUUUUUUCACUUUGAAUAUCAUCAUACCAUUUUUUAAUGUUUGUUUUCAUUUAACUUGUAUAAAGAUCUUGAGAUUCUCAUUUACUAGCAUUUAAUUUUUGCAUUCUCUGUUAUUUACAGAAUCAUUUAUCCAUCAGCAUUUCAUAUUUAUUGUACAGUUACAUGAUUUAAUUUUUCUUAUUGCAUAGUUUCAUAAUUUUAUACAUAGUCGUUGUGUUUCCUAAAUGUUUUUGAUAAAUUUAUCAGAGCUUCAAAUGUGACUUUGGCUUGUGAAGUGUUGUUUGUCAGAAUAUGCCAGUUGAAUAAAAUUUUGUAUAUAAUUGAAAUUUUUAAGAAGCUUGUCAUGUUAGUCGCUUUCUGAAAUUCACUUGCACAGUAUGGAGAUUCAAUUUUUAUUUCUUUGACACAUUUUGAUAUUUGAUGAGUGUGCUUUACUUUUCUUUAAUUCACAUUAUUUAAAAUUAUGAUGAAAUUUAUUAUAUGUAAAUAUUUUAAAAGUUUUGUAGCAGCAGCAAAUGCUUUUUCUAAUUUACAUAAGUUGACUUUUAGCUAUAAUUUUAUUAAUUUCAUAUGCCACUAAAAUACUCAAUUUGAAGUAGUUUUAAAAUUUGGAAAUACAUUUUUUUUUUUUUUUUAUUUUAACCUUAGGAAUUAAGAGUUAAAUAACUGGACUUUGUAUAAGUAAAAUUCAUUCAUUCCAUGGCUACCUCGUUUAAAAUUCCGAAGCAAUAUUUUUUAAAAUACAGUAUUCUUUAGAAAUAAUAAUAAUAAUAAUAAUAAAACUUCCAAAAUUAAAGCACUGAAAAAUAACUUACUUUUAAUACCUUUAAAAACUAGUUUCACUUUUAUUCAAAAGAUAAAUGUUGAUAAAAUUGGUUAAAUUUUUGGAAUAUGAAUUAGGAUUAAGGACACAUUUUCUGUUAAUGCUAUUUUAAGGUAUAAAAAUGUUUGCUGCCAUAAAUUUCAGUGCCAUAUUUUAAGUGUCUGGCUAGUCAGUGUUUAUUGUACCAAAGAUUUCUCUGUUAUGAUCCAGUAUGUCUGUAUUUUAUUCAUGAGAAUAAAAUUUUCACACACUUUUGUGAAUA
This is a messenger RNA of Stegodyphus dumicola, 5585 nucleotides long. RefSeq names its product tyrosine-protein kinase transmembrane receptor Ror-like. Gene Ontology annotation, biological process: positive regulation of kinase activity; cell surface receptor protein tyrosine kinase signaling pathway; multicellular organism development. Lineage: Eukaryota; Metazoa; Arthropoda; Arachnida; Araneae; Eresidae. Gene Ontology annotation, molecular function: ATP binding; transmembrane receptor protein tyrosine kinase activity; Wnt-protein binding. The record is from RefSeq and is a predicted model, not a curated record. Gene Ontology annotation, cellular component: plasma membrane; signaling receptor complex.